Molecule: messenger RNA, 709 nt
Organism: Mangifera indica (mango)
Lineage: Eukaryota; Viridiplantae; Streptophyta; Magnoliopsida; Sapindales; Anacardiaceae
Exons: 2
Coding region: 73-660 (195 amino acids)
Source: RefSeq, a predicted model, not a curated record
CUUCUCUACUGUCCAUCACUCAUUCAGAGUGAGAGAGAGACCCCUCUUUCAUUCAAUCGAAUUCAAGAAAGCAUGGACGCCACAGCAAUUUCUGGGAGCAGAGGAAGAGGCCUACCAUCACCAUGUAUCCAUUCUUCUUGUCCAAGAACCCCAAAUUCAGCUGCCCUUGUUAUUCAAUCCAUGGCCACCCAGAAACCUCUACCAUCUGCCUCCAAAACUGUCAGCUCCAGAAAGAAUUCAAUUGUGUUCCCUCUUGGCGAGCCAGGCCCCAGGAAUAGGCCACUUGUAACUAGUCCUCCAGUCAAGCUGCUAACAAGAGUGGAGCAACUCAAACUACUGUCCAAAGCUGAGAAAGCCGGCCUCUUAUCUGCUGCUGAGAAGUUUGGUUUCUCUCUAUCAGCCAUUGAGAAACUGGGUCUCCUUUCAAAGGCAGAAGAGUUUGGAGUGCUUUCUGCAGCGACAGACCCUGGAACACCAGGGGCUCUGUUCAGCCUCAGCUUGGGGUUACUACUUUUAGGCCCCUCUUGCGUUUAUCUUGUGCCUGAAGAUUAUCCCUGGCAGGUGGUAUUGCAAGUUGUGGUUGCUCUAGUUUCUGUAGUUGGCGGUUCUGCAGCUUUUGCUGCUUGGAAUUUGGUAUCGAAUUUGCAGAAAUCAAACUGAAUUUGUUCUCUGAUGAGAUUAAUAAUUGACAGUAUCACACUUUCUAUCC